Molecule: messenger RNA, 5396 nt
Organism: Chionomys nivalis (European snow vole)
Lineage: Eukaryota; Metazoa; Chordata; Mammalia; Rodentia; Cricetidae
Gene: Nlgn1
Product: neuroligin 1
Exons: 8
Coding region: 1064-3595 (843 amino acids)
Biological process (GO): neuron cell-cell adhesion; synaptic vesicle endocytosis; postsynaptic membrane assembly
Cellular component (GO): synapse; cell surface; postsynaptic specialization membrane
Molecular function (GO): signaling receptor activity; neurexin family protein binding
Source: RefSeq, a predicted model, not a curated record
ACUCGAGUGGGUGGUGAGAGGCCAAUCGAGUCCGUGGGAGCCUGGGAAGCUGGAGAGGAGCGAGACAGCCAGUGUGCGCUGCGCGCUCUGCGCUGCCCGGGCCGGGGCGGACGCGUGCGGUGUCUCUGAGUCCUCGGAGAGGCGCCCCAGCCCCUGCAGAGAUCUUGCUUGCCUGAGCUCCGGGACCAGGACACUCAGAGCUAGGAGGUCGGCGGAGAGACACCCGAGGAAAAAAAAAACCAAAACACUGAUUUGGAGAGUCCGCCUCGGGGAGACGCGGAGCCUGAACGGAUGGAGGAACAAUGCCGCCUCCAGAAGCAAAGCCUUUCUUGAACCUUCGCUGGAGUGUGGAGUCUGCUUUCUGCUCUGCUCUCCCUGGGCCUUGAAGCUACUUCUGGGCUUGGUUCCGCCUCUUAGUUUGACAGGAAUUAGAAAGUUGCUCUUCUUCUCUGUAACGUUUCCUGCGAAGUGUUUUUCAUAUCUGCGUGCUGGUUCGAGUCAAGAUGUCACUUUCUAGAUCCCCGCGAGGAGCGACUAAUAGAUUAUGCAUUGUUGGGCAAUAAACUCUCCCGGGAAGCGAGGGGUAGUCCACGGAAACGUUUAAUCCGGUCUCCACUGACUCCUGCCUGCCUCAGCACAAUGCCUUAAAAUCACCUGAUGGCAAGGUCUGCUCCACUGCCUGGAUUUAUUUCCUAGAAUCUAUGAACUUUCAUGGCAUCGGAAUCAUGGAGCUUGUUCUAGUUUAAUAUAGACCCACGGUUAACUGGAUUUGAUUGAUAAGAGGGAAAUCUACAGUCAAUGGCCACUCCCACCACACUGCUGCUAUGGAAAGCAGAUCGGUCAAUAAGAGAUGGUCUGAUGAGUAGUGAGGAUUGAAGAUGCCGCUUCAACCUGUGGGAAAUCAAUGGGAGAUCCUUGCUGCGUGAAGGGUACCUCGAGCUUUCCUCCCCAAGCUAACAUUUGAGAAGCUGGAGGUGCAUUCUACCAUCGUUUCAAGGUUCCCAAGUGGAUACAGAUAUAUUUGCCUCACUGUAUCAGAGAGCUAGACAACUAAUGUGGGACCAUGGCGCGUCCCAGAAGCAUGUGGCCAAAUUAUGUUUGGAGAGCCAUGAUGGCUUGUGUUGUACACAGGGGGUUGGGUGCCCCAUUGACUCUCUGUUUGUUGGGAUGUUUGCUGCAGACUGUCCACGUGCUCUCUCAAAAAUUGGAUGAUGUAGACCCAUUGGUUACCACUAACUUUGGCAAGAUAAGAGGAAUUAAGAAAGAACUCAAUAAUGAAAUUUUGGGGCCUGUCAUUCAGUUUCUUGGGGUCCCAUAUGCUGCUCCACCAACAGGUGAACAUCGUUUUCAGCCUCCAGAACCACCGUCUCCCUGGUCUGAUAUCCGGAAUGCUACUCAAUUUGCUCCUGUAUGUCCCCAGAAUAUCAUUGAUGGCAGAUUGCCUGAAGUUAUGCUUCCUGUUUGGUUCACUAAUAACUUGGAUGUGGUAUCAUCAUAUGUACAAGACCAGAGUGAAGACUGCCUAUACUUAAACAUCUAUGUCCCAACUGAAGAUGUAAAAAGAAUAUCCAAGGAAUGUGCCAGAAAACCCGGCAAGAAAAUAUGUAGAAAAGGAGAUAUUCGGGAUAGUGGGGGUCCCAAGCCAGUGAUGGUGUACAUCCAUGGUGGCUCUUACAUGGAAGGCACCGGAAAUCUAUAUGAUGGGAGUGUCUUGGCAAGCUAUGGCAACGUGAUCGUCAUCACAGUCAACUAUCGGCUUGGGGUACUUGGUUUCUUGAGCACAGGGGAUCAGGCUGCCAAAGGAAACUACGGGCUCCUUGACCUCAUCCAGGCCCUAAGAUGGACUAGCGAGAACAUUGGGUUCUUUGGUGGUGACCCCUUGCGAAUCACUGUGUUUGGAUCAGGCGCUGGGGGCUCAUGUGUCAACCUGCUGACUUUAUCCCAUUAUUCUGAAGGUAACCGUUGGAGCAAUUCAACCAAAGGACUUUUUCAACGAGCAAUAGCUCAGAGUGGAACAGCCCUUUCCAGCUGGGCUGUUAGUUUCCAGCCUGCAAAAUAUGCUCGCAUGUUGGCCACAAAAGUUGGCUGCAAUGUGUCAGAUACAGUGGAGUUAGUGGAAUGCCUACAGAAGAAGCCUUACAAAGAGCUUGUUGAUCAAGAUGUGCAACCAGCCCGAUACCACAUAGCCUUUGGACCUGUGAUCGAUGGUGAUGUAAUUCCAGAUGAUCCUCAGAUACUCAUGGAACAAGGAGAGUUCCUCAACUAUGACAUCAUGUUAGGAGUUAACCAAGGGGAAGGGCUGAAGUUUGUUGAAAAUAUAGUAGAUAGUGAUGAUGGUAUAUCAGCCAGUGAUUUUGACUUUGCUGUUUCUAAUUUUGUUGAUAAUUUAUACGGAUAUCCUGAAGGGAAAGAUGUUUUGAGAGAAACCAUAAAAUUCAUGUAUACUGACUGGGCUGAUCGUCAUAACCCCGAAACCAGAAGGAAGACGUUGUUGGCUUUGUUUACAGACCAUCAGUGGGUAGCACCUGCUGUGGCUACAGCAGACCUUCACUCAAACUUUGGUUCGCCUACGUACUUCUAUGCCUUCUAUCAUCAUUGCCAAACAGAUCAAGUUCCAGCUUGGGCUGAUGCAGCUCAUGGAGACGAGGUUCCCUAUGUGCUGGGGAUCCCCAUGGUUGGCCCGACAGAGUUAUUUCCUUGCAAUUUCUCCAAGAAUGAUGUGAUGCUGAGUGCAGUAGUAAUGACAUAUUGGACAAAUUUUGCUAAAACGGGUGAUCCAAAUCAACCAGUUCCUCAAGAUACAAAAUUCAUUCAUACCAAGCCCAACCGCUUUGAAGAAGUAGCAUGGACCAGAUAUUCCCAGAAAGACCAACUUUAUCUCCACAUUGGCUUAAAACCAAGAGUCAAAGAGCAUUACAGAGCCAAUAAGGUAAAUCUCUGGUUGGAGCUGGUACCUCACCUGCAUAAUCUCAAUGACAUUUCUCAGUAUACCUCGACAACAACGAAAGUGCCAUCCACAGACAUCACUCUCAGACCAACCAGGAAAAAUUCCACACCUGUCACGUCAGCCUUUCCUACUGCCAAACAGGAAGAUCCCAAACAGCAACCGAGUCCCUUCUCGGUGGAUCAGAGGGACUACUCCACAGAGCUGAGUGUCACCAUCGCCGUGGGGGCGUCUCUGUUGUUUCUGAACAUCUUGGCUUUCGCUGCCCUUUACUACAAGAAGGAUAAGCGGAGACACGAUGUCCACCGGAGGUGUAGCCCUCAGCGCACAGCCACCAACGAUCUGACCCAUGCUCCAGAAGAGGAAAUCAUGUCCCUCCAAAUGAAGCACACUGACUUGGAUCAUGAGUGUGAGUCCAUCCAUCCACACGAGGUGGUUCUUCGGACCGCCUGCCCCCCAGAUUAUACCCUAGCAAUGAGGAGGUCACCUGAUGAUGUUCCUUUAAUGACACCAAACACUAUCACAAUGAUUCCCAACACUAUACCAGGGAUUCAGCCCUUACACACAUUCAACACAUUUACUGGAGGACAGAACAAUACACUGCCCCAUCCCCACCCCCACCCCCAUUCACAUUCAACAACCAGGGUAUAGCCAGAUGAGAGAGACAAACUGCUUUUUUUUUCUGAUGGAGUGCAGUAAAAGAUUGUUGAAGACUCCUUGGCUUUCAACUUGGAAGACUCUCACUAUUUAAUUAAGGAGGAAUAUUAUGUGAAUAUACAUAUCAAGAACUUUGGUGGUUUUGAGAAAUGAAUUGUAUAUAGAUAUACACACAAAUCAACUUUACAAAAACAAAUUUCAAUUGCUUGAAGCAAUUGUUCUGAAUGAUACUUUUUCAUUCACAUUCAAGAAUUAAUUUGUUGAAGAUUUAAGUUACAUACUGGAGUUAGGCAUGUGGAACACCAAACAGGAAAGUACUGUGUCUGAAAUACUUAAAAAAAAAAAAAGAAAAAGAAAAAAAAGAAAGGAAAAAAAGGAAAAGAAACGAAAAGAAAAUCAACUAUGAAUAUGCACAAGGGACACACCAAUGGAAUGUCAGAUAAUUUUCGUCAGUUUUCAUUUGGAGCCCUUUUAUUGUGUAGACCAUAUUUGCAUAAGUACACAGAGCACCGAUGCUGUUAAUGACAUAGCAAAGGCUCAUGCUGAAUAUUGCCAGUAAAACAAAGAAGUUACAGACUGGCAGGUACAACAUUAUCACAUAAGUGCUGUCAGUACUAAGUCGUGGGGAUCAAGGAGACUGGAUAUUUUUAGCACGAUGUGCAUGAUAAUUUAUAUGCUUGGUGGCUGUGCUGCUGAUUAAGACGUAAUUAAAAUUCUUCUCAUCCCAUUGGAGUUUUUAAUAGGAACUUCCUCCAUCAAUUGGCAGAACCUAAAGAAGAUUUUAUAAGGGGCAAAAGUAAUUACAAUAAAAUAAUUUGCAGUAGUUUCGAUAAUAGAGGGAAUAGCUAUUAAAGUCUAUGGAGAAACUAUAGGUACAGAGGUGAAUACUCACUGAUAUGAGUCCCAGAAAAUUUCCUUUGAGUUUAAUGAUAUUUUCAUCCCCAUAGAAGUAAUUUAUAGAAAUACACUCUAAUUGGACACGUGUUAGCUGCAGAUCUAUAAUUUGCUGCGGGUUUGUUACUCUGAAGUUUGUCCCUUUAGGUCAGGUGAAGUGUUACAGUUUUUCAGGGUGUAAGGAUGCCCCAAUAGUACCGCUCUGAUUACAGUCCUCAGUUAAUUGAUUUACUCAUGUUGCAUGGCAAAAUGUUUACUACUAAUAAUUCAAUAUCAAGUUCAGUCCCCUUCACACUGCUUCUCUUUCUCACGGAGGUUCACCUGAAUUUCCUCAUGAGAUCUCAGUAGAGGACAACAUAGGUGCAGAAGCUAGGGGAGUCAACAGCUGGAGGGUUCGUCUUUCACACAUGUGCAAUUUCAAAUGAAUUAUCUAAGACCACAGGAAACUCUGAAACCCUGUUGUUUACCAGUAAUAUCGGUAUACCACAGACCUUUCCAAAUGUUUGUAUAUGUAAUCAGAUGUACAUUUAUAUUAAAAAUGAGAUGGACUUAAAGAGCACAUCCUGAUAAAAUGAUUUCUCUCUUAUCUGUACUAUAUUUCUAUUAGACUAAAGUUAUGUGAUUUUUUUUUACCUUUUUUCAGAUGACUAGCAAUUUUGAUAGUUUGUAAGAUAACGCAAAGGACUUUCUCUGACUAACUGAAGUAACAGAAACCUUUCUUUCCAGCUACCCUUUUUCAAGAAUUGAAAGCUUAUUAUACAAAAGAAAACACUUGUAUACUACUUGAUGGGAAGGACUUUGUGUAUCUAUCUCGACCACGUCAGUGGUCCCUGGGUGAAAUAAAGAUAAUCUGGAUAAUGACAAUUAGACAACUGCUAAGAGUCAUGGUCUUUGUCAUUAA